Notodromas monacha is the source of this 1665-nucleotide messenger RNA. NCBI's taxonomy places the organism in Eukaryota, Metazoa, Arthropoda, Ostracoda, Podocopida, Cyprididae. The record is from the annotation of a GenBank genome assembly.
GGAGGAGGUCAAGUAUUUGCCAAGCCAUUCCAGGACGUGCAAAUCAGACAGACCAUCAGUCAGAACAACGUCAGAACAGCGGGUCAAUCCGGACAAGGCACUGUCAACCAGAUCUUGGAAAUUGAAUCGAGAUUGAAAGCGCAAGAAAGUGUGAUUGCAAAGGGAUCGCCAGCAUCUUUUCAUCAGCAAUUCUUCAAAGUCAGUCCUGACGCACUGACCCUCGCCAGAGGCGCUUUAGUAGGGNAAAUUGAAUCGAGAUUGAAAGCGCAAGAAAGUGUGAUUGCAAAGGGAUCGCCAGCAUCUUUUCAUCAGCAAUUCUUCAAAGUCAGUCCUGACGCACUGACCCUCGCCAGAGGCGCUUUAGUAGGGAUAGAAGCCAGCAGAAAUCUCGUCAGAGAGUAUGGCUUGAGUGCACUGGAAGCUGGCUAUGGUCUGCAAAAGUUCAACCUUGGAGGCGCCAAUCUGGCUAAUGUUUGUCCACCGCUGCCAAAUUGCCAAAGAGUCAAUCAGCAAAGGUACAGGACCAUAGAUGGGAGCUGCAACAAUUUGCGGAAUCCUUCUUGGGGAAUGACCAACACUGCAAUGCAACGCAUCCUCCCCCCAACAUACAACGAUGGUGUUUGGGAGCCCAGGCAAUUUUCCAGGGUGACAGGUCAGCCCUUGCCUUCAGCGAGAGCAAUCAGCACGGCUGCCAUCCACGACACAGACAGUCCUGAUGAUUUCCUCACCCUGCUGGUCAUGCAAUGGGGUCAAUUCUUGGAUCACGAUAUGACACAUGCUGGGGUUUUCAAACUCGAUGCGCAGCAGAACACAGGAAUCCUGUGCUGCAGGAAUAAUAAUCCCAUCAAUCCUGCUCCACAUCCGGCUUGUAUGCCCAUUGACAUACCUCAAAAUGAUAGAUUUUACUCAAGAUUUGGCAACAGGUGCAUGGAGUUUGUCAGGUCAAUCCCUGCUCCAAGACCUGGUUGCACACUCGGAUACGCUGAUCAGAUGAACCUCAUCACUCACUUCGUGGACGCCUCCAACGUGUAUGGGUCAACUGACCGCGAAGUCAGAGAGCUCAGACUCUUCAGAAAUGGUCAACUGAAGGUCACUCAGACCAGGUCACCGAGACCACUGCUGCCCCUGAGUGACAGCGAGGGCGAUGACUGCACGGAACUCAACAGAAACAUUCGUUGCUACAAAGCAGAACGGUUCGGCUAUUCGCAAGACUACGACCCGAGCAUUGAUCCAUCCAUCAACAACGAAUUCGCCACUGCUGCUUUCCGUUUCGGACACACUCUGGUCCAACGGUCUUUCCAGGUUUUCGAGGCUCGUUCGGGUUCUCCUGAACAAGUGCUGGAGCUGAGAAACGUUUUCAACAACCCAAGUUUCCUCAACGCUCCAGGAGCUGCUGAUGGACUCGUGCGAGGCAUGACUUUGCAGCCCAUGCAGACCUUUGACAACAGCAUCACGGAAGAGUUGACAAACCAGUUGUUCAAGAAGAACAAUCCCUUCGGAAUGGAUUUGAUAUCGCUGAAUAUCCAUAGAGGAAGGGACCACGGUUUGCCAACAUACAAUGACAUGCGGGAAUUGUGUGGAAUCGGAAGAGCCAACAACUUCAACGACCUCAGUUUCGAUAUGCCGGAAAACGUGAGCGAAAUUUUAAUGAAAUACACUACUUGA